CAUCUUCAAAAGAAGCCAAUCCAAGUUCAUAUUGUCCGUCCUCAGCCACACCUGGAGUUCCCCUGUACCCUCUUCAGUUAGAUGUUGUAAAGCAUCUUGUGAAACUAUCACCAGCCAGGGCUAUUUUAGCAUGUGUUUUUGGGAAUUGUAUUUUAUAUUGUGGAAAUGACUACUCAUAAACCAUGUCAGGCUCGUUGACUGAUGGGCCUGGGUCAGUCCAGAAGCAUGAUGCUGAAAGAUUGUUCUUUGAGUUUGCACUUGAUCAAUCCGAGAGGUUUCCGACCUUGAAUCGGUGGAUACAAAUGCAAGCUAAUCUUCACCGACUUUCAGAGGUAGCUAUAACUGCUGAGCAUUCGGUUAAUGAUGGAAUUGAGGCGAAAACUUCAGUGAAGAGGUUUUGGGAGCAUGAUAGUGAUUCUGAUUUAGAACAUGAUGAGCUGGCGCUGGUGUGA
This is a messenger RNA of Lactuca saligna, 452 nucleotides long. NCBI's taxonomy places the organism in Eukaryota, Viridiplantae, Streptophyta, Magnoliopsida, Asterales, Asteraceae. The record is from the annotation of a GenBank genome assembly.